This is a messenger RNA of Theobroma umbraticum, 888 nucleotides long. RefSeq names its product PTB domain engulfment adapter. The record is from RefSeq and is a predicted model, not a curated record. Lineage: Eukaryota; Viridiplantae; Streptophyta; Magnoliopsida; Malvales; Malvaceae.
GUGGAUGCUCUCUACCAUAUUCACCUCAUCUCUGUUUCAACUACUUUUAACGGUUCAUUUCCAUAUGCAACAUCUAAAAUGUCUUCUCUUUCCUUCACAAAAUCAACACUGACAAGAGGCAAAGAUGAAGUUUAUGUGGCAGCAGUGCCACUAAGAGCUACAAAGGGAGUAGCCCAGCUUUUCAUGUCUACCGCGUACUCCCUCAAUCUCUGGGACUUGCAGCACUUCAUGGUCAUCGUCAAACCCUCUUCUUCUCCUCACGCUUCACAGGCCUUCGUUUUUGAUUUUCAACCUGAAGAUCCAGAAAACAUAUACACAGCACUUGCAGCUCUAUCUGGUAGAGCAGUACCAGAUUUGAAAGUUCAGCAGCCGUCCAAGUUAACAAAACUGCCUAGGAGAAAAUGUUGGUUUGUUGGAUAUUCCAAUGAGGAUGCUGUAGCUAAAGCCUACAAGUUCAACAACACAUGGGGAGCUGAUUUGAGAGUGGGGCUUCAUGACUGUCGAGAUUAUACUAAUGGAUUGGUUGAACACCUCACUGGUGAAAAACUCGUGCUGGAGCACCUGAGAAGGACCACGGAUGGUCAGAGUUAAAUCAUCAUUUCUGUACACUGCUUGAUCUCCAUUGUCUGCAAAUAUAAGUACAGUAGCAGUUUCAAUUUUGGUCUUGAAGGACCAUUUGCUGAUACCUUAGUUAUUAUAAAUUUCUUAGAGUCCAGAUUCUGGAAGUCUCAGGUUAAGUAUGGUUUAUGUUGCCUGUAUAGUAAAGGUUCUCUCACAAGGAAAUAUAUUUAUUUCUCUAUUUACACUAUAUUUUCUGUUUAUUUGGUUUCUUGACCUCCCAACUGCCACCUUGAAUGCAACAUGCCAAAUCCAUAUUUUUUAAGUUUA